This is a messenger RNA of Carassius auratus (goldfish), 4193 nucleotides long. Its product is annotated as homeobox protein PKNOX1. Lineage: Eukaryota; Metazoa; Chordata; Actinopteri; Cypriniformes; Cyprinidae. The record is from RefSeq and is a predicted model, not a curated record. Bases 1076 to 2392 code for a protein of 438 amino acids. Gene Ontology annotation, biological process: regulation of DNA-templated transcription. Gene Ontology annotation, molecular function: DNA binding. The transcript has 16 exons.
UUUGUGCAUGUGUUUGUCUUUAUUGUACAACAGUACUGCUUUUAUAAAGAGGGGUUGUUAAAUGAGAGCCUCUGAAUCCAAUUUUAACGACCAUUGAACGACAUGUCCUGAUUUGCGAUGGACAAGUAAACAAGCGGUGUCUGUGAGAAACACGUCGACGAGUCGAAAGAGAGCAACACUGAGGCCAUCGACUUCUUUGGGAUGUUCGUGACAAUGUCCUCCUUCCAGGGAGUUCGGCAAUUAAAGGUUUUGAAGCUCCUAUGGUUGGAUAGUUGGAUACAUAUGAACGUCCCUCCAUUGACUCCCUUCUGCACCAAAGCAAAUAAUCUCAAGAAGCCCGUCAGAUAUACAAGUAUAACAGCACAACUGGAUCCAAUAAAGAGACUCUUUCUCGAAAAGAUAAGGGAAUACUCUACAAAGAGCCAAUCCUCUGGUGGCCCUGUAGAUGCUGGACCAGUUUAUGAGAAAGCUUUAAAUGAAGAACUAAGCAAACUCCAGAGACUCUAUGGGAGUGGAGACUUAACCAAGUUCCCAGAAUUUAAGUUUUCUGAGCCUGUACUGGAUGAAAGCAGCUCAAAAUGAAAAUCACACAUUGCCAUAGAAGUAUGUCAUUUAUGAUGUGUUUUAGGAGGCACUAAUAUUUGAUUAUAAAUACCUAAACUAUUUGCAGUUACAGACCUGCACUCUGUUAAAAAAACAAGAAAGGAAACAAAAAAUAAUAAAGUAAUUAGAACUUUAACAUUCACACUGUGCCUUAUUAAUUUUUUCACGCUCCGAAUGACCUUUUAUAAUUUUAUAUUUUUUUUAAUUUACAAUUUUAUAACAUUCACGUUACACUGCUCCACUGAAGUCUCAAGGGGCGAGCACUUUUCCCUAUACCGUUAUGUCUCCUCCCAUCUCAUAAAUAUUCAUGAGCAAAGUUGCCUGCGUGCCGUUACGCUAUGACGACAUGGAAGAACUGCGGGUCCCGAUUGCUGCAGCCGCUUGUCAUUGUGACGAAGAUUGGCACUAAGUUCAGUGGAGCUGAAGAGCAGCUUUAUAGAAUGCCCAAGAGCUGUCCACGGCAACAGUAACUAUGAUGACAUCCCCAUCGGUGUCCAUGGAGGAUUACCAAGAGGCUGAGCAGAUGCAAGAAGAACAGACGGCGGGACAAGUGGAGGAGAGGUUGGAGGAAGAGGAGGAGAGAGAGGAAGAGGAGGGCAGCUCAGCGCCGUCUGAACCACAGACUCCUAUGGAGGUCUACAAGACGGCUAUUUACAGACACCCCUUGUUCCCCUUGCUGGCGCUGCUCUUUGAGAAAUGUGAGCAAUCGACUCAGAGCUCGGAGUGCGUGACCUCGGCCAGCUUCGAUGUGGAUAUCGAGAACUUUGUGCGAAACCAGGAGAAAGAAGGCAAGGCUUUCUUCAGCGAGGACCCCGAUUUGGACAAUCUGAUGGUGAAGGCCAUCCAGGUGUUACGGAUUCACCUGCUGGAGCUGGAGAAGGUGAAUGACCUGUGUAAAGAUUUCUGCAGCCGCUACAUCGCCUGCCUCAAGACCAAGAUGAACAGCGAGACGCUGCUCAGCGGAGAGCCAGGAAGCCCCUACUCCCCAACACACACACAGCCGCUGAGCUCGUUCUCUGGAGCCAUGAGUCCUCAAGGUAUUGUAGUACCAGCGUCGGCUUUACAACAAGGCAAUGUUACUGUCACCGCUGUAAACCCCACACAGGUGGUCACAGGUGGGACGGUGUAUCAGCCUGUUACAGUUGUCACUCCACAGGGGCAGGUGGUCACACAGACUCUGUCACCUGGAACAAUACGCAUCCAGAACUCACAGCUUCAGCUGCAGUUGAACCAGGAUCUAAACUUCUUCAGUCAGGAGGACAACUCGUCUAAAGCUAAGAGAGGCAUCUUGCCCAAACACGCCACCAGUGUCAUGCGUUCUUGGCUCUUCCAGCACAUCGGUCACCCCUAUCCUACAGAAGAUGAGAAGAAACAGAUCGCCCUGCAGACCAACCUCACCCUGCUGCAGGUUAACAACUGGUUUAUUAAUGCACGGCGACGGAUCCUUCAGCCCAUGCUGGACGCCAGCUCCUCGGACACACCCAAGAACAAAAAGAAGACGCCCCAAACGCGGCCCCUACAGCGCUUCUGGCCCAACUCCCUCGCCGCCUCUGUGUCCCAGCAACAGGUCACCAUGGAAGAUGGUACCACAGUAACAGUCGGUGUGGGUGAGGACGGCCUCCAGACGCUCUCCUCAGACGGAGCGACGCUGGCCAUGCAGCAGGUCAUGAUGGGAGGUCACAGUGAGGAGGAGGAUGAGGAGGAUGAAGAUGACGAAGAGGACGAGGACAAUGAUCCUUCCCACUCCGACAUGACCAGGCUGGGCCUGGAGACCAGCGACUCUCUGUAGUAGGACUGAAGCACUCACACACACACACACACAGUGACUUUAGUAAGGCACAUCAGAGCACUAAGAAGAAAGAGACGUUCACACAGACACCUCGGCUGACGUGUUGAAGGUCACAGAACGUCCUCAAGCUGUCAAACAGCUGGUCUGAAGUACAGAGAAAGGGCUUAAAGCCACACACACACCGCCACAACCCAUACACACUCAAGCACAAGUCUCACACACAUCAUUUCCGACGCAGUUAGCCGAGUGCACUUUUUGUAUGAUACUGUAAACUUAAAGAAAGUGUUCAAAGCACAUUCUGAAAGAGCUAAAAGGAAGGAAGAAAAAUAAAAUGUUGACGCUGGAUUAGAUUUGAUUGUAGUUAUACUACAACAAUGAGAUUUCAGCUCUUUGCAUGCCUGUGUUUGCACCGAGAAAAAAAAGGAACUAUUUUUAUAGCACACUGUCACACGUGAUCGGUGCCAAUUUGUCUGUUUUCUCCUUUAGUUUGUUUUGCUCUGUUUUGUAAGGAGAAUUUAUGUAUGAAAAAGACAAAAAAACACUUUUUACGCGCUCACCCUGUUUUGGAGGGGAUUGUGGUAACUACUUAGUACAAAGAAUGAAUAUCCGCUGAAGGCAUAGACUAUGAAGCCUUACCUUUUUACAUUUCUAACGCCACAAUGUGAGACACGCUCAUAUUUAUGGAAGUUUACUUCCACCACAGAAUUAAAACAACAUUUAAAAGGUAAUCUGGACUUUUUAUCUCACACUUCGGACUAUUUUACGUAGAAUUGUGAGGUUAUAUGUCACAAAUCGGAGUUUAUAUCUCGCAAUUCUGUUUUAUUUUCUUGCAGUUCUGAGUUUAUAUCUUUUCCCGAGGAAAAAGAGGUCUGAAUUGAAGUCUUAAUUGUGAGAUAUCAACUCAAAAGAAAAGAGUAAGUAAGUUAAAGUUAGAAUUAUAAGGCUAAAAAGUCAGUUUGCUUUCUUAAUUCCAUGGUGGAAUAAAAAAAAAAAAGAAUCUUCUACACAUAUGAUGUCACUUCCUGUGCGGUCGGCAUGGAUACCGUGUCCAAACAUGAUAUGUUUGCAAGGUUGUGAUAAUGUUUAUGUCAUGCAAUGCCUGUUAUUGUUGUAUGAGAAGAAAAUGUGCUUUUUAAUGAUUAUAUUGCCAAAACUCCAACUGAAGUGAAACCAAGAAGGACGUCAACAAGACUUUGUAUUUAUGUUUUUUUUUUUUUUUUUGGCAAAGGGACUCACCGUUGAUUUAUGACAGAUUUCUUUUUUUUAUUCUGUGUUGUUAUGGACAGUUCAUAUAGAGUUUUUUUCUUUUUGUGGAUAAAACUAAUGUUUUCAAUAUUUAACAAUUGAUUGCAUGCGUUUUCAUUUAUUGUAAAGAGACAUACAACAUGAUUUUUGAAACAUAACAUAUGCUCACAAUAGAAACACAUAUCUAUCCGUGUAAACCCAGUGAGACUGCUACAGUCGAGCUGUUAGUAACCUCUUGAUGGUAUAUUUAACAAAAAAGCCAAUAUAAUAUAUAUUACAAUUUCCUCCAUUUCCAGCCGUCACUCAGUCCUGUUUUCUAGUUCUUUAGCGUGUUCAGUAUGUGCUGUAGGCUGUCUGUACUGAGCGGCUCAUCAUUUGCGGCAGUAGUCUUGUGAUGAAUAACCCGAGAGGAGAAACUCAGUUAGCUUAGCACGGGGAGGUUUAAACACUGCCUUUUUCUCUUUGCUUCUAUAAUCGCUUCUGUCUCUCACACAAACACACAGAUAUGCCUUUCAGACUCUUCAUUUUGUAAUAAAGAACACUGUACCUGAAGGAA